Ambispora gerdemannii is the source of this 1344-nucleotide messenger RNA. The record is from the annotation of a GenBank genome assembly. NCBI's taxonomy places the organism in Eukaryota, Fungi, Glomeromycota, Glomeromycetes, Archaeosporales, Ambisporaceae.
AUGGAAAGUAUGGAAAUUGACAGCCAACAGCCUACUAGCACCGAAGACAACAAUCAAGCGUUCGUUGACCAACUUUCAGCGAACGAAAAAUUGCGAAUCUUUUAUCAACGCUUUUUCCCGUAUAAACCAUAUUAUCAUUGGUUAAAUUACGAGACGAGUCCAACCAAAGCUUUUCUUAAUCGCGAAUUCAGUUUCACCCUCCCGAAUGAUGUUUAUGUGCGUUAUCAGUCCUUCAAGGAUGCUGAAGAAUUGAAAAAUGAACUUUUGAAAGAAGUCCCAGCUAAAAUUGAUAUUGGGGCUGUGUACACUAUGCGGCCAAAAGACAAAAAAUUCUCGCCUCCAAACUCUUUUAAGCCGAUCAUGAAAGAACUGGUCAUUGAUAUUGAUCUGACUGACUAUGAUGAUGUUCGUCAGUGUUGCAGUAAAGCAGAUAUCUGUUUAAAGUGCUGGCAGUUUAUUACUGUUGCUAUUGUGAUCAUUGAUAAAACUUUACGAGGCAAGCUUUAUGAUUUUGGAUUUAAACACCUGCUCUGGGUGUACUCUGGAAGACGUGGUGUUCACUGUUGGAUCUGUGAUGAUCGAGCUCGUAAACUGGAUAAUGAUGGACGAAAGGCGAUUAUAUCGUAUCUUGCAAUGAUAAAAGGAGGCUCUCAACAAGAAAAAAAAGUAUUCUUAUCUAGACCAUUUCAUCCUUCAUUAGAACGAGCAUAUAGAAUAGUGGACCAUUAUUUCACGGUAUUAGCAUUAGAAAAUCAAGAUGUGAUGGACACGCCAGAACGAUGGACCAAGCUUUUAAAGUGCAUCCCUGAAGAAGCUAUUAGAGAUGUGUUGAAUGAAAAAUGGGAGACAACACCGUCACGUGAUUCUACAUUAAAAUGGGACGAUCUAAUGCAAGCGUUACAGAAUGCUGUUUAUUUGCCGGGUAAAAACAUUAGUAAGGAAGUUGCCAGUAAACGAGCUGAAGCAUUAGAAACCAUCAAACGAGAGAUUCAGUUCCAGUACAUUUAUCCGCGGCUUGAUGAAAAUGUCUCGGCACACAUAAACCAUUUGCUGAAAAGUCCAUUUUGUAUUCACCCAUCAACCGGACGAGUAUGCGUCCCUAUUCCUCCUGAUGAUUUUGAAAAUUUCGAUCCAACUAAAGUUCCCACAGUCUCUACAAUUAUUUAUGAAAUGUCUCAAUGGAAUGAAAGGCAUCCUGUACAGUCGGGCGAGCGGAAAAUGAGUGAUUAUGAAAAAACUUCGUUAAAGCCGUACGUAAAGUAUUUUGAGGAUUUUGUUCAAGAGGUUUUAAAAGAUGCACGGAUCAGAAGACGAGCUGCCCAACAACGGACUAUGGAAUUUUAA